UUACCUCCGCAUUGAAAAUGCGGAAGGUUAUGUUUUGAUCGCCGUGCUUUUAUUUAUUUAUUUUUAUGCGUGUUACUCGCAUAACUCAAAAAGUAUUUAACCGAAUCGCAUGAAAUUUGGUGGGAUGAUUGGUUAUUAUCCGGGGGCCAUUUGAUUAGAUUUUGGGAUCCAUCGGGUCAAAGGUCAAGGUCAUGAAAAGGUCAAAAUCUUAUUUUUACCAUAGCACGGUCAAUUUUUUAUCCAAUUGGCAUGCAACUAAUGCCAAAAUGUUCAUAAUUCAAUGCCCAAUCUUGUGAUAUGCGAUAAUGUCAUAAUGACCACAAUAUCCGGUAUCAAGUUACAUAAAUUUACAGUUCCCCACACUCAUGCCAAGUACCAAAAAAGUGGCUGCGGCGAAGGUAUGAGUGCCCGUUCUAGUUUAUUUAUUUAUUUAUUUGUAUGCGUGUUACUCUCAUAACUCAAAAAGUAUUAAACCGAAUCGCAUGAAAUUUGGUGGGAUGAUUGGUUAUUAUCCGAGGGCCAUUUGAUUAGUUUUUGGGAUCGAUCGGGUCAAGGUCACAAAAAGGUCAAAAUCUUCUUUUUACCAUAGCACAGUACAUUUUUAUCCAAUUGGCAUGCAACUAAUGCCAAAAUGUUCAUAAUUCAAUGUCCAAUCUUGUGAUAUGCGAAGGUAUGCGCUCUACCGAGUGCCCGUUCUAGUUAUAUAUAUAUUCAGCCACUAUCAUGACCUGUAUGAACUCUAUUGGAAUCUAACUUCUUUUUUUUAAAGUGCAGCUGAAGGGGUGUUAGAAAGUUUAAAGAUGAAGUCAUGGAAUGCAGGGUGUCCGCGGGUCCUUAAAAAGUCUUAAAAAGUCUUAAAUUGCUUUUCCUAAAAAUAAGGCCUUAAAAAGUCUUAAGUCUUAAAUUCAGAUUGGAUUGGUCUUAAAUUUUUUGGGUGUCAUGUCAUUAGGAAUAUGAGGCAAUCUGUUCCGCCAGGUCCGUAUUUGGCUUCGGUCGCUCUGCGGUGUCUCUGGUGUCACCGGGGCCACGCCCCUUCUCUUAAAGGGGCCCCGCGUAUUCGGUCCCAUCCCCGACAACGUGAAGCAUCGACUACUUUAGAAAACAUGCAGGAUGCAAGUUCAACAACGGCUUGAAAAGAACGAGUGUUUCUGGUCACGGUGGGUGAAAUGCUUCUGAAGCUGCGUUAUGUGUCGCGAGACUUUCCAGCGGUGGAAUCUCACGUGCAGAGCAAGAAGCACAGAGACUAGCGAAGGCCGCCAGCAGCCUGCGGGGCUAGCUGCUGCUCUGCCGCUAGCUCCUGCUCCGCCGCCAGCAACGACGUCAACGCUACAACGCUGGAGGUCACCGGAGGAAAUCCAGCGCCUUGCAACAAAGAGCUCAUCACCGAAGACCAACAGGGCGGCGCGUUCUUCAUUCUGUUUGACGAGACUCUGGACCAGACCACCGCGAGCAGACAGCUGGACUUCAUGUGUGCUCUUGGUGAAAUGACCAGGUCCAGUCAGGAUCCUGUGGAGCUCAUGGGCCAUGACACCAGGACCUACUUCAGCACCUCAAAGAGAAUGGACCAAAUGUAAACUGGAAGUUUUUAUAUUAAUACAGUUUGAAAAGGAUUGUUUUCCUAGUAUAUUCACAAAAGCUCAGGAGUAGACAUGAACCUGUGCACAAACAUCCAUCACAUAGAGACAUGAGAACACACACACACACACACACAUACAUUCUAUUAUGUAAAUGUAUUUGCAUUUUAAAAGCAGCUGGAAUUGUUAUUUGUUAUUUUAUAGAUUUUUUUGUUCAAAAGGAACUAUGUUGCCUGUAUUUUUAAAAUAUAUUUACUUGAUAUAAGCAUUUGUUCAUGGGACUUAAAUGUUCUGAAAAUGUAUUAAUAAAUAUAAUUUACAACAGCAAUGACAUUUGUGUUAUCCUUUUGCAUUACACCAUACUGUUAAUUUUAAACAGACAUCAGUGUGUUUACUUUGAAUUAGUUUAUUUAGAUUAAUGUAUAUUUCCAUCGUAAGUUAGGUCUUAAAUUUUAUUUCGACGUGGUCUUAAAAAGUCUUAAAUUUCACUGGUUUAUUCCUGUAGACACCCUGGGAAUGUGACGUGGAUAACUUUAAAGCUGCAACAAUCAAGCGAGCUAGUUUUUUAAUAAACAAUUAACCCUCCUGUUACCUUCAAAUGUACUAACAUCUUUUACCCUUGGGGUCAAUUUGACCCCAGCAAUUAAAACCUCCAGACAAUUAUUUGAAUUAAUAUUGUUUCCCAAGUUUAAGUGUGAGGUACUUUAUGUUUGUUUGUUGACUACCUAAAUAGCCCUUUAAAUAAAUACAAAAAGUUGAUAUUUCUUAUAUGUUUUACAAGGUGAAAAACAGCCUGGGGUCAAAUUGACUCCAAAGAACACCGAUGCGUCCAAGUGUCCAGGACAUUGAAAACAUAUCAUCAUGUGAAUUUUGUGUUUUUCCAGUUGUCCCCAAUAAAUUAGGAAAACUCAUGAAAAAUGAAGCAAAAAACAUGUCAAUUGUUCUUUUAGAGAUGUUAAACAUUGAAUGGGGUCAAAUUGACCCCAAAGGUAACAGGAGGGUCAACAAUGUGGCAGGUUUGUUGUUUAGUGACACAAACACCGAUAAUUUACCUCUCAACUCUUCGAGGCCCCUUCAAUCUGUAGAGCAUUUUAUUUCUAUGUGCUAUGUUAUGGGUGACUGUGGGUCCGUCUUUCAAUCAGGGGGUUGGUGGUUCAAUCCCCGCCCUGGUCGAUGUGUCCUUGAGCAAGAUACUUAACCCUGAUUUGCUUUUUGUAGCUGUGUCUUCGGCGUAUGAAUAUAACGUGUAAGUCGCUUUGGAUAAAAGCUAAAUUACCUGUAAUGUUAUGCUAGCUGCUCGGCAACAAACGGCAUACAGACAAAGUUAUCAACACGCUGGUGAACGUAGAGGAACAUUUAGCAGCCACAGAACUGGAUUUCCCUCUGAGGUUUCUAGAAGGAGAGCGACUAUCGGACUUUUAUUUCUCAUGCUGCACGAAGCAUGACUCUAGUUGCAUGCUAACGUUGCUCUGCUGGGCUUCUCACUCAUGCUGCUCUAAACCAGCAACUACUUCGUUGGCCACUUGAGGGGCAGAAGGAAACAUCGGUCAACGCAGUAUUGACAUAUUAACAAGCGCCUUCGAAAAGGGCUUCAAAGCUUGAAGAAAUGUUUCCCCCUCCCCCAUCUUCUGCUCCAGAGAAAAGUCUCAAGCAGGAGAGCGUGCUGCAGGAAGAGAGCCGGAGUUCCCGGAGCGCUGAAGGCGGGCCGCCUCUUCACGAAGAGACGAGACCAGAGGCCCGCAGCGCCGCCACGUCGCCGCAGUCUCCAUGUGUCCAGGGUGUAAAGCUGAAUAUGAUGCUCAAGGAAGAAGUCCUUCGGAUCACACCAGAAACGAAUGAGCCCCAAGAGCGAUGGGGAGUCAAUUUGGAUGGAACGGAGGCGUCGGGUCUGCCGGGGCCCAGUAAACGUUUUGUUGACCAGAAGAUCCCAAAGAGUCAUUUGAACUGGGAAGCUGGCUACGCCCAGAGGCCAGAAUCAGGCCACGAUGGACACUCGGGUGACCCGUCCGAACCGCUCUUCCAGAGCAGGUACGGUAUGGAGGAAUUGGGCGGCUUUAGCAAAACUGGCUACGGAGACUCCAACAUGAUGGACAUGGGCAACUUGGACGGGUUACAAGGCUCGCCGUCCCAACUGGGCGAGGACCUGAACUACAUCGGGCACUACGAGGGAGACCUGGACGCACCGGAAGGCGUCGAGCAUCAGGUUUACCAAACGGGCGCCGCACCCAAUCGGGGGGGCGCGGUCGGUUCCGCUUCACCUGCCGGCUCUCCCGCGAGGACGAACAUCGACGUGCGGGGGGAGCUCAGCUGCUUAUUGAUCAACGAAGAAGGUUACCUGCAGGACCCCAGCAUCUUGUACCCUGAGCAUGUGUCCGGUGAUCCAGGCGGCAGGUUGAAUUUCAGGGGCCAGGGCGUUCGCGCGGACCCGCCUUUAAGCGCCACGGCGGACGUGUACAGACCGUCGGAUGCGUACAGCGACACCUCGAACCUGGGAGAGAGGCUGCAGCAUCCGGGAGGAGGGAGAGGAGGCAGGAGACACGCCUGCAACCAGUGCUCCACGUCUUUCCCCGAUUCCGCCUCGCUAAAAGCCCACAAGCUGACGCACAAAACCAGCGGGCAAGUGCCGCCGUACUCCUGCACCCAGUGCGGAAAGAGCUUCACGCAGGCCUGCAACCUCAAAGUCCACCAGAGGAUCCACGCGGGGCAGGGGCUGCACCUCUGCAGCCACUGCGGGAAAGGGUUCCCGACGUUCUCCGACCUGAAGGCGCACAAGUGCGGCCAGACGGGCGACAAGCCGUACUGCUGCAUCUUGUGCGGCAACAAGUUCAGCCGCCUCUGGAACCUGAAGCUGCACCGGAGGAUCCACACGCAGGAGAAACCGCACCGCUGCAACAUGUGCGACAAGAGCUUCACGCGGGCGGACAUCCUGAAGGUUCACCAGCGCACGCACACGGGGGAGAGACCGUACUGCUGCACCGUCUGCGGCCUCAGCUUCAAGCGGCUGGAUCACCUGAAAUCACAUCAACGGAAACACAUGACGGAUCUAUGAGGAGGGUUCUUUUUUUGGGGUGGAAAGAACAUCAGAAAGGCUGAUAAAUGCUACUUUUAAAAUCCCAAAACAAAUAUUUUUCUUUUUUAUCUUCUCCAAUUCCAAGCCCUUUGUUUUUAUUAUUAUGGAAAACACUUUUGAAAGAUAUAUAGGACAAAGAUGCAAUACGUCUUUAUUUGUACACAUGUAUUGCUGCAUAUUUUGCACAACAUUGUCCUUGUGAUAUAAUUUCAAAUUCAAUUAAAAAAUAUAUCUGUUAA
Pseudoliparis swirei is the source of this 4883-nucleotide messenger RNA. RefSeq lists its product as uncharacterized. The transcript is spliced from 4 exons. Gene Ontology annotation, molecular function: DNA-binding transcription factor activity; RNA polymerase II cis-regulatory region sequence-specific DNA binding. The record is from RefSeq and is a predicted model, not a curated record. Lineage: Eukaryota; Metazoa; Chordata; Actinopteri; Perciformes; Liparidae. The coding region runs from base 3181 to 4623 and encodes 480 amino acids. Gene Ontology annotation, biological process: regulation of transcription by RNA polymerase II.